This is a messenger RNA of Clonostachys rhizophaga, 738 nucleotides long. Lineage: Eukaryota; Fungi; Ascomycota; Sordariomycetes; Hypocreales; Bionectriaceae. The record is from the annotation of a GenBank genome assembly.
AUGUUUAUCUACGCUGCAACUCUAUUUCUCUUGACCCUUCCUUCUGUUACAGGCACUUGUCACGCGGACAACUGCUAUCGUGCAAUUAAGUUCUAUCAGACGGCAACAGCAACUGAGUUCUGUAGCGAGUACCUUGAUCAUGCAACUGUAGCGCCCUCCCAAUUCGCAUCUUGUGGCCCCUCCAGGCUCUCCAGUGCGUGUAGCUGUCUUGCAUCAAGCACUUCCACCUCCGUUCCAAGCACCACCACUUCGCCAACCCCAAUAGAGCUAAUUUCCAACGGCGGCUUCGAAUCCGGAAAUACUAGCCCAUGGGCGGUUGCGCCUGGUUCGGGCUACGUGAGGAUAACCGAUAACGAGCAAAGCACAGUCAACUUUCCAUUCGAAGCUCACAGCGGCGAAAAAUUCGCCCAGAUCGGUAACAGCGGUGAUGAGAACCCCACGACCCUUUCUCAGUCUGUCAGCUUGACAAGCGGGAUAAACUACUCUUUCAAGGCGUUCUAUAGUGUGCUGGAUCUACCGCUGAGUAGCUGCUACUUGCAGGCUUCCAUCGACGCGAAUCCCUUCGCGCUGGCGACCAUUUACUCUGGCGCGGGCGGGGGCAACCCCCCUCGCUACUAUCUAUUAUCCGGGAGUUUUACGGCUUCAACCACAGGAAUAAGCAAUCUGGCUGUAGCACUGUGGUGUGAUUAUUCUAGUAUAGGGGGUGUCUUUGGCCUAGACGAUGUUAGCCUGCUCUAA